This is a messenger RNA of Geosmithia morbida, 921 nucleotides long. RefSeq names its product 3-oxoacyl-[acyl-carrier protein] reductase. Bases 1 to 921 code for a protein of 306 amino acids. The record is from RefSeq and is a predicted model, not a curated record. The transcript is spliced from 5 exons. Gene Ontology annotation, molecular function: oxidoreductase activity. Lineage: Eukaryota; Fungi; Ascomycota; Sordariomycetes; Hypocreales; Bionectriaceae.
AUGCCCGUUCGACACCACCUCCAGACUCUUGACAACCGUGUGCGUGGCCGCCUAGCCCUGGUGACCGGUGCAAGCGGCGGCAUCGGCGAGGGUUGCGCCCGAGCCUUGGCCUCCGAGGGUUGUGAUGUUGUUAUCCACUACUCAACCAGCAAGGUCGGCCGCCAUUCCUCAUUCCCCUGCCACCGAAAGCGUGCGUUCAAACUCGGUGCUGACGCUGACGGUGAGAGAGCCGAGGUUGUGGCAAGCGACCUGAGGACCCAAUAUCCCGACCAGGUCUUUGCCACGGUUGCAGCCAAUCUGGCCGAUCGCGGGUCCGCACGUGGCUUGGUCCCCAACGUUCUAGGCCAGCCGGAGAUCUCAUCCAAGCACAAGGCCAUCUCCAUCUUGGUCGCCAAUGCCGCAAAUGGCCGACGCAUCAGGGAUGUUGGUGAGAUCGGAGAGGACGACUGGGAUGAGAUGAUGGAGGUCAACAGCCGGAGUCAGUUUGUCGUCUCCAAGGCGUGCAUCGAGGGUAUGAGGGCUCAGUCAUGGGGGCGCAUCAUCUUGAUCGGGAGCAUUGCCAGUCGCGGCGGAGGCAUCAACGGCUGUCACUACGCUGCCUCCAAGGGAGCCCUCUCGUCCAUGGGGAUGAACUUGGCCACGCUUUUGGCGCCCGAGGGAAUCACGGUCAAUGUGGUAUUACGUUUCGCUACUCGUCUGGUAUUGUCGCUGGAGCUAACCUUGUCUGCUACGUGUUUACAGAUCCAGCCUGGUAUGAUGGUACCAUCAGGAAUGGUUCCAACACCAAAGGGGUCGAGCUGGGAGGAGGGAUGCGACAUGGAGAGGCUGAGGGCCGAGGACCCAGGCCUAGCCAUCGCGACCAUGGUGCCUGUCCGCCGUCCCGGUAACCCAGCAGAGGUUGGCAAUGCCGUCAACAUGUGA